Messenger RNA from Talaromyces stipitatus ATCC 10500, 2825 nucleotides. RefSeq names its product rRNA maturation protein (Nop14), putative. Gene Ontology annotation, cellular component: Noc4p-Nop14p complex; small-subunit processome; nucleolus. The coding region runs from base 1 to 2760 and encodes 919 amino acids. The transcript is spliced from 2 exons. Lineage: Eukaryota; Fungi; Ascomycota; Eurotiomycetes; Eurotiales; Trichocomaceae. Gene Ontology annotation, biological process: maturation of SSU-rRNA. The record is from RefSeq and is a predicted model, not a curated record.
AUGCCGCCCUCUCAACUGAAGCAGUUAAAGGCUUCAUUGCGAGAUAGCGGAGUUAUUCGACAACCGCAGUCAAAAAAGAAACGUCGUCAAGAUGAAAAGGACAGCGUCAAAGCACGGCAAUCUCGUGUCCAGCGAAAUGCGACGUUGGCAAAGAUUCGAGAGCAGUUUAAUCCCUUUGAAAUAAAGGCGCCGUCGCGGAAUGCGAAGUUUGAUGUUACAACGCGCGAUGGAUCGUUGAAGGCGGGGAAUUUUGCUCGACCGGGAGUUACAAAGUCUUUGGGAGAGGAGCGAAGACGAGAAACAUUACUCAAAGAACUACACUCGCGCAAUAAGAUCGGUAGUAUUAUGGAUCGACGAUUCGGUGAAAAUGAUCCUACGAUGACACCUGAAGAAAGAGCGGCGGAGCGUUUCGCCCGUGAAAGCCAGAGGAAAAUGCGCAAAGAGAAUAUGUUCAAUCUGGAAGAUGACGAUGAAGAAGAACUGGAGUUGACUCACGGCGGACGUUCGUUAUCGUUUGGUGAUGCUGUUGCUGGUGACGAUUUUGCCGAGAAUGAUAUCAGCGGUGAGGAAUCUUCUGAAGAUGAAGAGUCGAGUCGGAAACGGAAACGUGCGUUGGCUACCGAGGACGAGGUUGACGAUAUGGAGGGGAUGGCGUCUGAGGAUGAUGAAGCCGAUAAGGAAACGGAGCCGCUGCGAAAGAAGACCAAAGCUGAGGUUAUGAAAGAGGUCAUCGCCAAGUCGAAGCUAUACAAGUACGAGCGACAAAAGGCCAAGGAAGACGAUGAUGACUUGCGAGCGGAGCUUGAUAAAGGUCUACCGGAAAUAUUCGAUCUGAUGCGUGGCGUUAAGCCUGCGCCGUCGAAGCAGCCCGAGGCUCCAAAGGAAGAUGCUGCGAUGAUGAAUCCGGAUAGAGCUGCUCUUUUGAACGGAAAGGAUAGGACCGAGGCAGAUAUUGAAUAUGACAAACGACUCAAACAAAUGGCCUUUGAUAAGAAAUCAGCGCCUACAGAUCGUACCAAGACUGAAGAAGAGAGGGCACAAGAAGAAGCCGAGAGGCUGAAACGGUUGGAGUUGGAGAGACUGCGUCGUAUGCGCGGUGAUGAGGACAGCGAGUCCGAAGCUGGAAGAGACGAGGAUGAACAAGAUGAGGAGGAAGGUGCUGAUUUCAUACCAGAUGAUGCCAAGGCGUUUGGUUUGACUUCCGCAGUCGAAACCGAACCUCGUCGUGAACUAGAUGUUGAAGACGAGGAUGACUUUAUUAUCGAUGACGACCUUGUAGAUAUGGAUUCAAAUGCAGACCUCUCCUUUGAAGAGAGUGACGAGGAGAUGGGAGGUCUUGAAGAUGAGGAAAGCGAGGACGAAGGGCUCAUGGAUGACGAGUUCACCAAAUCGCUCAAGAACUUGGUAGGAACGCAGUCUGGUAGUAAUGACGUGCCGACUACUGGAAAGAGUACAGAUGCAUUGGCAUAUACAUAUCCCUGUCCUCAGACUCACGACGAGUUUCUGGCUAUCUUGAAAGAUACAACAGCAAGAGAUAUACCGGUGAUUGUUCAGAGGAUCCGAGCUUUAUAUCACCCACGAUUACACAGCGACAAUAAGGUGAAAUUGGGUGUCUUCUCAAAAGUCCUUGUUGAACAUGUGGCUUAUAUGGCCAAUCAACACGGUUCAGAGACGUUUAAUAUCGUUGAGAACCUCCUUCGACAUAUUCACUCUAUGGCCAAGACUAAUAGUGAACCGGUAGCUCAUGCGUUCCGAGACCAUCUUCGCAGGAUGGCAACUGAGCGUCCUCUGAGUCUUCUUCCUGCGGAUCUAGUGAUAUUAACAGGAGUGAUGACUGUGUUUCCAACGUCAGAUCAUUUCCAUCCAGUUGUUACUCCUGCUAACCUGUGCAUUGCACGAUAUCUCGGUCAGAGUACUGUCAGUGGCGCACCUGAUCUGGUGGCGGGAGCGUACCUCGCUACAUUGGCAUUGGAAUAUCAAACUCUCGCAAAGCGGUAUAUGCCUGAGUUCGUGAAUUACUGUCUCAAUGCAUUGUGUCUUCUUUCGCCGACGCCGGUCUCACAACAAGUAGGGUUUGUCUUGAUGCGCGAGUCGAAGGAAUCAUUGCGACUUAAGUCCUCAUCAAUUGACAGUGAUAUUCACAGGAUUGGAUUCUGGGAUAUUAUUGCCGACGAUGGAACUGCAUCAUCGGAAGACCUGAAGAUCAACCUGAUCAACACCUUCAUAUCAUUACUCGAUGCAGCCGCCGAUCUCUGGAGCGACAAAUCCGCCUUUACAGAGACAUUCACACCCGCUAAAAGCAUUCUUAAACAUCUCAAGAAAUCCUUUGCUAAAUCCGCCUCCUCAAAACCACUAUCAAUCCAACUCACCACAACCCUCCACAAACUCAACACCCACCUAACCCAAUCCCACCACCACCGUCGGCCCUUACUCCUCCACAACCAUCGCCCCUUAGCAAUCAAACAAUCCAUACCCAAAUUCGAAGAAGACUUCAACCCCGACAAACACUACGACCCGAACCGUGAACGCGCAGAACUCAACAAACUCAAAGCCGAGCACAAACGGGAACGCAAAGGAGCAAUGCGCGAGUUGCGGAAGGAUGCAAACUUUGUGGCGCGUGAACAGUUGCGUGAGAAGAAGGAAAAGGAUGCGGCGUAUGAGAAGAAGUAUAGACGACUUAUUGCUGAGAUUCAAGGUGAGGAGGGGAGAGAGGCGAAGGCUUACGAGAGGGAGAAGAAGUGGAGGCAGGGGAAGAAAUAAUCCUGUCGUUGAGAAUUUGGGUGUACAUAAGUUUCUGGUUUAUAGGCAUGCAUACAGUUACAACA